CAAAGAGUGCUGGUGUGCGAGGAUAUAAGGCAAAAACUGGACUACACAGCUCGGCAGUGUCAGACUUCUGUGCGUAAAAGCGCACCUGGAUCUCACGCUCUGGAUCUCAGAUUCAGUAUGAACUCCUUGAAUUUCUGCGGGACGUCCAGCGGUGGAGUUGGUGGUGGUGGUGUGUACCCCCUCCACGGUGUUAACUCCAUGCUGUUCGACCUGCACCACCAGAUGGCGGAGCAGUACCAUGUUUACUCUGCAGCCAGCCCCACAGUGCACACUCUCUCUGUGGCUGAGAGACUGGCAGAGCUCAUCCUGGAGGCUCGGUAUGGCAACCAGCAGAAGCAGCGCCGCAGCCGCACAGCGUUCACAGUGUCGCAGCUGCAGGCUCUGGAGAAAGCCUUCCAGCAGACUCAGUACCCAGAUGUCGGCAUGAGAGAGAGGCUGGCUGUCUGCAUCAACCUGCCCGAGGCUCGCAUUCAGGUGUGGUUCAAGAACAGGAGGGCAAAGUUUCGCAAAGGUCAGAGGUGCUCCCCGCUCUCCAGAGACCAGAGUCUGGAGGAGGCACCACAUCACAGCACAGUGGGACAGGAGGAAGUCAGGACAGAAGACAAACAGGACAUCACUACAUCACACACUGACAGAAACCUCCCUCCUCCUCACUGCUGUCCUCCCCCUCCUCCUCCUCCUCCUUCUCUUCCUCCUCAUGUGGAUAAAACCAGGGAUAUUUGCACACCUCUAGCUCCUUCAGACUCUGAUGUAACACGGUGCCCCCUCCGCCUUCACUCUCCUCCGCUUUUCCCCUUCAUGACAGGGGAGCGCUAUAGCCACCCGCCUCACCAGCCGCUUGUAGGAGUGCUGUCCACUGACCUGGCCCUUCCCCCUUUGUUCUGGCCCAUCAUACAGCAGCAUAGCUCCGCCCUGGGGGUUCAUCCAUCAUCAGUUACUAAAAACUGUAGCCUCUCCCUUCAGACUGCAUGUUCCAGUAAAGCUGUGCCUCGCCCUCACCUGGGGCUGUAACUGUAGACCAGUACACCUUGGCCCCAGAUCUCUGCUCCUUGUGGACACAGAUACACCUCAAGCAGCCCUGUGUGGGAAAAGAUAAGGAAGAGAAGGACUUGUUCUUGUAAACCUGACUAAGGACAAAAUAUAAUCUUUAUUUAGAGAGCUUUAUUGAAUACCUACUUGUCUGCAGAGAUGUAAAGCUGUAAAGUCACAUGCAUCCAAGUCUAAUUUGGGUCUGCUUCAAUUAACACCUACAGGUUGGUUUUAGUUUGCCAGUGGUAUGAGUUUGCCUGAUGGAGGCUGUUGUUUCAUCCAUCACAAGCAGCAUAAAACACCACAUUUAAAGAUUUUGUUGUGUCCUUCAGCAUUAUUAAGCUAGCUUCACUGAGAAGUAGCUACACAGUAAUAAUGAUGGGAAAAGGAGUUAAGGGAAUUUCCUUAUUGUAACUACUGCCACAAAGAAAUGUGAAAUAAAGUUAUUUGUACCUGAA
Molecule: messenger RNA, 1487 nt
Organism: Epinephelus lanceolatus (giant grouper)
Lineage: Eukaryota; Metazoa; Chordata; Actinopteri; Perciformes; Serranidae
Gene: dmbx2
Product: diencephalon/mesencephalon homeobox 2
Biological process (GO): regulation of transcription by RNA polymerase II
Molecular function (GO): DNA-binding transcription factor activity, RNA polymerase II-specific; RNA polymerase II transcription regulatory region sequence-specific DNA binding
Source: RefSeq, a predicted model, not a curated record